AUCAGGUGAUUCACAGUGGAAAGUUUAAAGAGCAGAGUGGGAGCUGCUGCAUACACCAGCAGAACAUGCCUAGAAGGGGCAGAAGCAGCAACACUCAUUUCUCUGGAUAUGGUUAUUGACUGCAGUAGGAGUUACCAAGUCUAGGAGCCCAGUAUGGACAAAGCAUCUGAACUCAUGUGGCAGCUGGAGGAGUCACCUGACAAUGUGGAACGGCAAGAGCAGAGCCCUGAUGAUGGAGACACAGCAGAAGAGCUGGAGCAGCCUGCACACAGCAAGGAUGAGCUACCCCAGAGCCAUACCCACCUGUGGGAGACUCUGGGCAGAGACUUUAUAGAAUAUGAGCAAGUGGCUCCAUUUCUCAUCCCAGAGGAGCAACAGAGAAGGCUGCUAGAAUUUCUUCCUCUGUUCUUAAAGGCCUGGGAACAGUCUGCUGGAGUAAUUGUAUUCCCCAACAUUCAGCUGUUGGCCAGUGAGGUUUCCAAGCUUCUGACUAAAGAAAUUAAGAGGAACCUCAAUGGGAAACCUGCAGAAGAAGCUCGUCUGGCUUUGGAGCAAUUGCUGAAGCAGAAAGGGGAAGCAGGAGAUGGCCAUUUGCUCCUGAAAUCAGUGUAUCUGCUCUCACAGACUGACAUGAGGACCAUGUGGAACAUUAUUGGAUCUGGACUCCCAGCUGCUCUGAUGCAAUGCCUGUACCUUUUCUUUACUGUCCCUCUGAAGAAAACCAGUGAUGACAGGGAGACAAGUGAGGAUGAUGCCCAAACUCAGGAAAUGCUUGUUAAGAUAAUGCUAAACAUGUACAAAGAGGAACAAGGCAUAGAGGAACUGCUGGCAGCUGAUAAGCUUCAGUCAUUAAUUAUAGCAACUUCUUCUCUGUGGGACCAGUGCAGCCACUCGUGGAAAGUACCUACAGGCUGUGUGCUAAGAACCAUUUCAAAGGCUCAGACAAAAACCAGCAUUGUGUAUCUACAAGCUGUCGACUGCAUUAAAAUAGCUGUUCAGAAUCUCUUUACACUGGCUGACACACUGCCUGCUUGUGAUGUGUGUGAAGCUGCCAGCAUUGUGUUGUGCUUUGUGAAAGAUUCUUAUCCUGUAUCGUCAGCUUUAUUAACAGAGUUUGAAAAUAAUGAUGGCUACCAACUCCUGCUAAAAAUUUUACUCAGAUGCGAGGGUUUGCAGCAAAAUGAAGGAGACCCCUAUCUGGAUGAGAUCUUGGACAUGCUGACUUGCCUUACAACCUGUGGAAAAACUGAACUCAAAGUUUCUGGCAAUAUUGUGCACCCACAAUUGCCACAUUUUGAUUUUGAACGGACACAGUCUUCUGGAAUGACAGUGAAAAACCUCCAGCCUUUCAAGGUGUUGCAAUCCAUUUUCCAGAGAAGCAAUGAUCAGCACUUGUGUGGAAGAAUCUUGGCAGCAAUUGGUACCAUAUGGGCUUGGGACAGAGUGAACUUCUUUCUUCUGGAAUGGACACUGCAACCUAUCAACCAAUUCACUGACAUCAUUCAUUUCAAACCACACCCAGUCCAAGUCCAGUUCUUCAGACUGGUGGAGUCCAUAGUCCUGGACCUGUCCUAUGUUCCUCAUGAGAUCUUGAAGAAGGUUCAGUAUUUGAUAAAGGAAAACGUAGUGCCAUUCUGCACCUUAACAGCUCUCCAGUCCCUUCUCAGCAUGACCCAGAAGGACCUGUUAUUUAGUGAUAUUUUCCGUGACUCUGGGCUCUUAGGCCUGCUGCUGGCACUUUUGAGGAAGGAAGCCAAGAUUUUGAGGAAAUCAGCUGGAACUCAUCUGCCUAGCCUGAAAGAAGGCACUGAGAAGGAAUUAAAUGCUGUGAUGCUGAACAUGGUGGCUGCCCUUACAGCAAGGUCUGUGAGGAACACGGUUGUUCUGAAGGACUAUGGAAUGGUGCCAUAUAUCAAGAUAUUUUUGGAUGAUGAGUGCUACAGGAGUGCUACUCUCAGCAUCUUGGAGCAGUUAUCAGUCAUCAAUUAUGAAGAAUAUAUGAGCAUUAUUAUUGGGGCCCUCUGUUCUUCCACUCAAUGGGAACUGCAUCUGAAACUAGAUCUUCUGAAGUCACUCUUGAGGAUACUGGAGAGUCCCAAGAGCCAUUCAGCUUUCAGAACCUGCAGUGGAUUCAAUGGGCUCCUGUCCCUCCUCUCAGACAUGGAAGGUGCAUUGCAGGACCCUCCAUCUGGGCAGUGGGCAGCAGUUGGACAGAAUUGCAUAUUGGAGCUGGUUUUCUAUGCUCUUCAGGGGAUAACUGCAGCCCUGCACCUAGACCCUGUCAACAGCACCUUCUUCCAGAGGAAUGGCCUCUUUGAAAAGAUGGCAGAGGAUCUCGGAUCGCUUGGAUGCUUCUGGGCAGAAGGGAAAAGGCAAAUUCCUGUGAGGCUUGAGAAGACAAGGACAUUUGCAGAAUUCUUGCAUGCAGCAUUCUGUUCUUCAGAACCUCUCCCAGAAUGGCUAAAAAACUGCAUUUGGAUUCUGAAUUUUCUUGAUCGUAUGGUCAAAGGAACCCUCCAUCAGGAAAGCUACUUUAAGGAGAAGCCAGAGAUGGGAGAAGAAGCAAGAGAUGAUCAGGAGGCAUGCCAAACUCAAGAAGAGCAUCCUUUUGCUUUCAAAAGACCAGGCAACAAAUUACCUGCCUCUGCCUAUGUGCUAUGGGGAAACCCUGAAGAGAAGUUGGAAAUGAGAGACUGCACCAUUGUACACCCAGGUGCUGUCUGUGUCAUGGUGAGAUUGUUGCCAAAGCUGUACAAAGAAGGAUAUGCUCAGCUUUCCCAGGAAAUCCAAUGUGCUCUGGUUGAUCAUAUCCAGUCCUUGGUGAAGUCAGAGAAGAGUCGUCAGGUGAUGUGUGAAUCUGGGCUGCUGAGCACCGUCAUAACCUCCUGUGAAGAUGCUUUCUGCAGUGACAGUCACCCCCUGCACCUGCCCCUCACUAGGGUGUUUGAGAAGCUCGCAUCACAGGCUGUUGAGCCACAUGUGUUAAGGCAAUUUUUGAGGUUGGGAGGUUCCCCAUUAGUACCUUCUAGGCCCAGCACAAACAAGACCAAGGUCCUUUCCUGUGAGGGGUGUGAUUCAGCUAAAGCAGGUUCAGAAGAGAAUGUGGUGGACAGUAAAUCUGAUCCUCAGACCAUUGUGGCCGACAGGGCCUCUCCUUGGCUGUCUAAGGGAUCUGCCCUGGCACUCCAGACUGCCAUGAGUCUCAUCUCCAUGACAUCACCUCGGAACUUCCAGCUGCACAGCACUGCUUUAGCUCCAUCGUUUGUGGAGUUUGACAUGUCCAUGGAAGGCUACGGGUGUUUAUACCUCCCUACCUUGGCCACUGUCAUGGGAUCCAGUGCAGACCAAUCUGUCUCAGGAGGGACUGGCAUGGGCAGCAGAACAUUCCCUCCCUCAAGUGGCCUGACACUCUCCUGCUGGUUCCUGGUCAGCAAGUUUGGUUUGGUGCACAGCAGCCACCCACUCCGCUUCCUUACCAUUGUGAGGCACAUGUCAAGAGCAGAGCAAGAAUUUGUUUGCUUUUCUGUAAGCUUCUUCCCACAGGACCUUUCUUUGGUCAUUUCUACAGAAGAAGUAGAAUUCCAGCCACUUGAUAUUAUGGAACCUGAGGGUGAGCUUCUAAAUCCCUCCCCAUUUCCAGGGCAAGUCAAGUUUGGCUGUGGUAAACUUCUGGUCACUGGCCAGUGGCAUCAUCUCACAGUGACAGUUGCUAAGGAAGCAAAGAAGAACUGCAUUGUGUCAGCUUAUAUAAAUGGUCAGAUGCUUGGCUCUGCAAAGAUGCAGUAUCUCCACCCUUUACCAGGUAGCUGCAUUUCCAUGGAACCCUCUGCCUUUGUUGAUGUCUAUGGGUACAUAGCUACUCCUCGGAUUUGGAAACAGAAGUCCUCCUUGACCUGGCGCCUUGGUCCCACAUAUUUGUUUGAAGAAGCCAUUUCUGUGGAAACCAUAGAAGUUAUUAUUAAGCUUGGCCCUCAGUAUUGUAGCAACUUCCAAGCAGUACAGCUUCAAGGUGAGGACCAGUGCAGUGAUCGGAUCAUCGCACCUCUGGUGGCAGAAGAUAAGAUUUCUUUUGGAAUCAAUGCCGUGUGCUCGUCUCUCACCACAGUCCAAGAUAUAAAGAGCUCCUACAAUGAAGUGGAUGGUCGGCUGAUUGCCAAAGAGAUUGGGAUUAAUUCUCGGGACAGUUCAACUCCAAUAUUCCUAGCUAAGAAUAUUGCUGGACACCUCUCAGGUUCCUUGCGGACUAUUGGGUCAGUUGCUGUGGGCCAAUAUGGGGUAAGAGUGUUCCAGUCCUCCCCAGCAGCUACCAGUCUGAACUUUAUUGGAGGCCCUGCCAUUCUCCUGGGUCUCAUUGCUAAGGCCCGUGAUGAUCACACCAUGUAUGCAGCUGUCAAAGUCCUGAACUCCAUCCUCAACAGUAGCCCCUUGAGUGAAAAACUGAUGAGGCACAUCCAUGGAUACCAGUUGCUGAGCUACCUAUUGAAGAGGAAAACUCAGCUGCUAAACAACAGGAUUUUACAGUUAAUAUUCUCCCUAGUGGGCACUGCUGAGCUGGGCUUUGAGUCUUCUGUCAUCAAGAAUUAUAGUGCAUUCCAGUAUGUUCUCUGCAACUUUGAGCUUUGGAUGAAAGCACCAGAAAAUCUUGACCAUGUUCUUCUUUCCCAUCUUGUAGAGAUCUUGCAGUCCUCCAGAGAUGCAUGUCAGAAUAUUGCAAUGGCCUACCAGGUGCAAAUGGUACCCAAGCUUGUUUUCCUUUUCAAUGAUCCUGAAAUCAGCAGCUCCAAGAUCACUGUGGCCUGCACUAUCCUGUCCCAUCUCUUGCAAGGAUGCUUUAAUACAAGGGAUAUUCUCAGGAUUGGAUUGUUCCUCGUUUACACCUUGAAACCUUCUUCUGUGGAUGAGAAUCAGAUUUACCUGGAUAGUGUGGCUGAGAGGCCCACUGAAGCCUUAAACCAAACAUCUGGAAAGACAAUCUGUCUUCGAAACCAGCUACUGAAGAUGCUGUUAGAUGUAAUACGCUCAGACAAACCUCACCUGUCCUCUGAGGAAAAAGAAAAGACAUUUUUGGCACUGGGGCCAGACUGGUUUCUGCUGUUCACACAGAGCUACCUGCACUUCAGCACAGUUGUCCUGGGAAUCAAACUGCUUCUGUGCUUCCUCCACGAUCGUUUGCUGCUGAACAAAUUCAAGGAGGGGAUAGUGGCUGGGCGUUGGCUGGAAAACAGCUCUGCAGGGUUGAACAUUCUCAUGGAUAAUUUGAAAAGUCAUCCUCUGGUGCCUGACAAUGGCUCCUUCUUGAUUUUUGGAUUUUCUGUAUUGCAAAGAUGUCUGUCUGAUCAUGUUCACAUCCCUGAGAUCUACUUGGUUGUGGCAGAGCUCUUUCUGGCAACUCCACAGUCUGAACCCCCUGAAGGAGUCAAGAAAGAUCUUGAGUCUAUGUUGCAGUGGAUCCUGCAGCACCACCUUAGAGAGGAUGUCCUCAAAUUUGGGUUGUGUGCAGAGGCAGCUGUGUUACUGCUGGAAAUGGUUCGAUUCACUGUGGACAAGCCUAUUGCAGAUGCAGAGGCCUCCUGGGCGAUUGCCUAUCCAGGGAAUGUUAUCGAGUUUCUGUGCUUGGUCUAUCACAGUUAUACACAGGACCCCGUGUGGCACUGUCCCGACUUCUUGAAAACUUUGGCUACGCUUGCUUUUCGUUCAGGACCACCCAAGGGUGGGUCUGAAGGCCUUUUGACCCCUGAUGGUCCAGCCAUUGCCGAAGGGAAAGGCUGUGCUGAUCCCUCCUCUCUCCCACUCCUACCACACCCUGCCAAGAAACAAGUGUGGGAUUUUGUGCGAGUCCUCCUGAUGGACAGUCUUCUCAACAUCCCAGCAAGCAAACAAGGACAUCCCCUUGAGCUGCUUCUUGAGGCUUCUCCAGAAGAUGCCACCAGUGAGCAGAGGAGACUUUUUCAGACAAAAGUUCUGCUGUCUGCUAUGGAUGUCUUUCAGGUUACCAGCCAAGGCGAGGGGAAAACGAGGCCAAGAGCGAGCACUGAUCCUCAUGGUACUUCAGAAUCAGCUGCACCCCUAUCCAUGAUGAAUAUUGCUUAUUUUGUUCAGAAGUUGGUUGAGAAACUGAGCAGCAGAAUGUUUGUAGCUGACCCCAAGCAAAUCCUGAUCUUCAUUGCCAAACAGAUUAUGUGUGUCUUAGAAAGCUCUGUUUCUCAAAAGGAAGUUUUCCUCAGUGCCCUGUACAGCUGCUUAAACAGAGCCAUCCUAUACUGCUUAUCCAGACCACAACAAUCACUGCCUGAACAGUUUAAUGUCCUGAAUACUCUCAUUGUUCUGCAAGAGCAGUGGGACAUUAUUUUUGCAACUUACAACUCAAAUAGUAAUUUUGUCAUCUGCCUGAUGUACUGCCUUUGCCAACUGAACUCGGGCAGCUGUUCAGAAGGUUUUGGGGUGGAUGCAAAACCAAAGCUGGCUUCUCAUCACCAAAUUUUCCUUGCACCAAGUGAAGAGGAAAAGGGCAGCCUGCCUACUCCAGAUGAUGUCCGCCAGGAGAUUCUGAGAACAGUAGAAAUCAUCUGGAAGCAGCUCAUUUCUCAGAGGCGGCAGGCUCUGGAGGACAUUUACAAGAUGGAUCUUUCUGUAAAAGGAAAUGACAAAGAAAGGGACAUGAAGAUAACAGAAAUCACUCCUUUAUGGGAAGAAAUUAUGACAAAAGCUUGGCAGCACUUGCUAGUAUCUGAAAAGAAGCUUCUCCAGAAUAAAGCAGGGCCAAGCCUGUCCCAGAGCAAGCACAAUUCCUGGAGUGAAAGCCUCUCUUCAGCUAUUAGGUUCAUACCUGGCCGAAACACAAAGGAAACGUCAUGCAAAUCAGAGGGAUUUGUGUCAUGUAUGGAACGGUACCGAAGAGUUGGGCAGGAGCUCUAUGCUUCUCUGUACAAGGACCAUGUACAGAUGCAGCAGUGUGCUUACAGCAAAGCAGCCAAGGACUGGAUGAUACUUGAGGAACAACUUUUCUACAGAGGGGGCCCGUGGAGAGACACUUCACCAUCAUUAGAGCCACGAUGGAUUCUUGAUUGCUACGAGGGGCCCUCACGAAUGAGGAGGAGGAUUCAGCACGUGAACACCCAAGUGGCAAUGAUGCAAAGGAAGAGUGAGGUUCUCCUAGGAAACAGAAAGGAAACAACUUCCCCUACUGAAGUGAAUCGAGGAGAGCUGAUGUUAAAUGGAGCAGAGAGGGAGAUGGAUCAGAAGGGAUUGGAUUGUAACCAGCUAACAUUCUUCCCAGCUCUACAUGAAAGUUUCCAUUCAGAAGACUUCUUGGAACUGUGCGUGGAGAGACAAAUUAUAUUGCAGGAGUUUGCAGAGAGUGAAAAGGUGACGUUCAAGUGCUCCGUGGCAGUUGUGCAGGGUCAUACAGCACUGGAAGGGGUGCUGCUCUUUGGCCAAGAGCACUUUUACAUCUGUGAGUGCUUUGUGUUAUCCCCUCUGGAGGAAGUCUAUUGUACUCGUCACUGCUUGUCCAGAAUCAGUGAUCCAUUUAUUUUCAACUUAUGUCAUAAAGAUCAUGCUGUGGGAGACCAGAUGUGUUCCCGUUAUUCGUAUCAUGAUAUCAAAGAGAUUCAUCUGAUGCGCUUUCUCCUGCAGGAGAUCGCCUUGGAAAUAUUCCUCAAAAAUGGUUACUCCAGAUUUCUUGUCUUCCAUGACAGUGACCGAAAUAAGAUAUUUAAAAGAUUUUGCUCUUUCCAGCCUGCUUUGAAGUCGAAGGGGAUAACAGAAGAAUCCCUAAAUAUAAGCCAGCUCCAGAAGGCACUUGGGGAAGACAGCAAUGCCCAUUUUGCUUAACUCAAGACGGCGCCUUCCAUUAAAAAGUACCCGGACUGAAUUUUUGGCCACUUUCAAGGUGAUCCUUUUCCCUUGUGGACCUUUUCCCUUGGGCAUCUCUCUGCUGACAGACAGGCACACCAGACCCUGUGGAUAAAAUGUGAGAACUCCAAUAAAGCCUUUGAAAGCCAAGGCUGUUAAUCAUACAAUUAUAUGUUAGUAUUACUGCUAGACUUUUCUGAAGCUGGUUUUCUUUGAGGUCAGAACUUUUCAACUGAAAAUCUGCAACUCUGAAAAUUCUUGUUCGAAGUAUUUUCAGUAGGUGAAAUUAUAAAAAUGUUAAAUGUUAAACCAGGCCUUGCUAAGUGUCUCCUCAUCUGGAUCCUCUAACCUUGUUAUUUUGUUCAUGCUGUGGGAUAGAGGAUCUCCCACUGCAAAGGAGCACUGCCCUCAGAAAAAUGCAUAUAGGUGUGGGAAUCAGACUUUUGACUCCUACUGAUGCUCAGCAUGUGUUACAUGCUUCCUGGAAUGAGGCCUGUAAAAGUAUAGUUCACUUACUCUUGGGUGUGGUGAACUCUUUCUAAUCAAAGGUCAUCAAAUACAGGUGCUAAUUAUGGCUAGUGGCAAUAGAAAUAGGCUGAUUCCCUGGAAAUGGAUGACAAUGUCCCUCCCAGUGAGAGUUUAGAGAGGAGCACAGGUUACAGCUGAGUAAUCUCAGGUCUGGGUGCUCUGGCAUUUAAUUUUGAAGAGUCAAAUUGCAGCUUUGAUGAAUGAUAGUUUAGGACAAAAUAUAGAUUUGUCAACAAUACAUGUCUGUAUUAGAAAGACUUCACUACAAACCCUUCAGGCUUUUUGGCUACUCAUUAAUCAUGUGUGAAUACAUGAAGGGGAAGCUCAAGCUACAACUAAGGCAUUUCAGCUUCUUUUCAAUUACAUGCCAUAGCCCAAAAUAAUGCAAAAGCAUUAACCCAGCUACCACCCACUCUCCCAAGAGCCCUGUAAUGAGGCAGAUGCUUCAGAAAAUACUAGAAGCCGAGCAGUGGAUUUGGUCUUGCCCUGAGGGUGAGUUAAAACAGGUUUUUUUGUUACUUUAUAUGAAAAUAUUUAAACACAGUUAAAUGUUUGUGUGUGUCAUUCCCAUGUUUCUGUCUCCCAUGAGUACUUACAGAACCAUGUUACCAAGGGGCAAUGCCAAUGCUGUUCUAUCUAUAUGUUGACUGGUAACUGAAGCAAAGUACUCUACAGUGUAAAUAAGUACUCUUUUCACCUUUGUUGAUGUUAGUGUAAUAAUUUCCCCAGGAGUGAGUAGAAAGUUCUGGAGAUCAAAACAGCAGGGUUUUCUAAUCACAGCUCACUCAUUUUAAGGAUUUUAUGCAAUAUUUUUGUUGGCAACUCUGUGAAGAUAAAGUUGAGCAGUGUGGGGAAUGCUAGGGCCCUACUGCUGAUAUACGACGUGUAUCAGCAGGUGAGUCCUUUCUGGUGCACAGACGUGGGGUGACUAGCAUGCUUCAGGAAAAGAUCUAUAGGGGAGCUUUCUUACGUGCUGGCAGAAUGGAAAGAGACUUUCUGCUUCCUGUAAUUGACAUGAACCAGGUGACCUUUGGGUCUGACUUUUUCUUUCUUUGAAUUUUGUGUUGGAUGAGUUGACCAAGACACUGAGUGUUUUUUGAUAAAUUAAGCUUCUCAAACAAGUAUGCCUUUAAAAAAUGAAUGGGGGCCUCAAGGAAAAACAUGUCGAGUUUUUCUCCUAAUUUCAAAAUUAUAAUUUCUUUUAAAAUGCUUUUUUAAAACAUGUUUAAAUCUCAGAAAACACUGUAUUCCGUUGCUAAAUGUUUUUCUGUUACUUUUCAUUUAAAAUCCAAGAGGGGAAUAUUGAGCCAAAAUGUUUUCUUUUCCUAUUUUACAAAAUAACAUCUAGGCAAAGAAUCAUUCAGUCGUGCCACUGUUCGGGGACCUGGUUCCCGGCCGGGGUCCCUCUGCGCUGUGCGUGCCUGGCAGCACUAGAGGGAGCCUGGCGAACAAGGUUGAGUGCUGUAGCCUUGGCAGAACCAAUGCUGCAGUUCAGCCUGCUGGGUCUGAGUAUUCCUCUGUCAAUAACCUUUUCUAAGCUGUUACAAAAUUUGAACCUGGAACUUUCAAGUUUUUAAGAAGUCCAAACAAACAGAUCAGUGUGAUUUUUCUCAGGACAGAUCUCUUUGUAUGAUGCGCUGCAUAAUGUGCAGACUCCAGAGUUUCUUCCUGCAGCCUACUUUAGCCAGAUUUUUUCACAUCCAGCUGUGAACCUCUCAGAUGAUCAAGUCCCUAAGGAGUGCUCACUCUAAGCGCUACUUAGUUUGGGUUAAAAGUUGGAGCCAUAUUUCAAACUUAGAAAAAUAUGAUUUGUGAUCCUAAAAAUAGGGAUUAGUACUAGAGGACUGCAAAAACAUUUUAGUGUGCUUGAGGACUUGAAGAGGAUGAAGAGCUCUCCUGCCUCUGCAUGCUUGUAAACUAAUUAUCAGUGUUUUACAGGGCUGUAGCUGGAGAUAAUGGAGCUUACUUAGCCAGGUCUCAUUACCUUUGGUUUUGUGUAAGAGGGCCCUAGUCCUGUAGCCACUGAUAUUAAAAAUUCAGGAAUCACAGGAGUCCUCCUUGCAUAAAUGUUAAUUAUGCCUGUUCAAUCUUACGCUCACAGUGCAUCUCCUGGAAUGGCAGAGGGAGAGGCAGAUGUGCUGCCCUACCACCUAAGAAAUGAUGAUAAGACUUUCCACCUGUUUUCUCUAAACCUUCACCCCACUGCUGGGUUCACCCUCUGAGUUGUUGGCAAGCCUUUUCCUCGGGUGGAGGGUGCUGUAUUUCUGUGGUAAGGUCUCACUAAAAUGGAUCUUGACUAAAAAACCCUUUCCCUUUCUAUCCACACUUGUUAGAAUCUUUGGCCUGGAUGGGCUUUUGAAUGCCCAGAGCUUUAGGAGUGUUUAACAGAGUUUAGAAGUUGAUCUGAUACAGAAAUUAAUAGAAAAUAUGUGUCAAGGACAUUAUGCUGUCUGUGGUGCUCAGGGUUGCUGGGAGCUGCAGAGAUGGAACAGACCUGAGCAUCAGUACUAAGACUGUCAGUCUCUCUCUGAGGCAAGGAAGGAUUGGGGAUUAUUCCUUAUCUGCACUUAAGCACUUGCACAGGGGUCAGUCAUGACCCAUUGUAUCUUAAGCCUGCCCUAAGAAGAAGAUCUAAUCCUAAAAGACUGCAUAUUUGGACUCUGAACAUCUCUUUUUCCUUUCCCAGCCCAGGCGGGAGCAGAACUGGCCUUCUGCCUAUAGCACUGCUUGGUGCUUCAGGACCUCCCUCUCUGUGGUUCUGCCUGUUAUUUUCUUCUAGGGUUGGUGCUUCCUAGUUCACUGCACCCAAAGCUGCACGGGACCAUCUUGAGCCCAUCUUGAUCUACUCUGUGAGAAAUUUCCUCUUGGAAUUCUGCAUGCUGCAGAGCAGACGUGGCAAGCCCAGCAGAGCUCCACAUUCCCUGCACUUCUCUGUGGCAGGAAGGCUGUGGGGUGGUGUGUGCCAAUUCACCCAUAGAACA
This is a messenger RNA of Motacilla alba alba, 11363 nucleotides long. RefSeq names its product WDFY family member 4 (gene WDFY4). Gene Ontology annotation, molecular function: protein binding. The transcript has 48 exons. The record is from RefSeq and is a predicted model, not a curated record. Lineage: Eukaryota; Metazoa; Chordata; Aves; Passeriformes; Motacillidae. Bases 154 to 7833 code for a protein of 2559 amino acids.